AGAGAUAUACAAGCUAGAAACAUAGUAUAAUGGGUAAGAAGGCUAUUGACGCACGUAUUCCAUCGCUUAUCCGUAAUGGUGUGCAAGAAAAACAAAGAAGUUUCUUCUUUAUUGUGGGAGAUAAAGCCCGUAAUCAAUUACCUAAUUUACAUUAUUUGAUGAUGUCUGCUGAUUUAAAAAUGAAUAAAUCAGUUUUAUGGGCAUAUAAAAAGAAAUUAUUGGGAUUCACUUCAAAUAGACAAAAGAGAGAAUCCAAGAUAAAGAAGGAUAUCAAGAGAGGGGUUAGAGAAGCUAACGAUCAAGACCCAUUUGAAGCAUUUAUUUCAAAUCAACAUAUCAGAUAUGUUUAUUAUAAAGAAACCGAAAAAAUUUUAGGUAAUACUUAUGGGAUGUGUAUCUUACAAGAUUUUGAAGCAAUUACUCCAAACUUAUUGGCAAGAACCAUUGAAACUGUUGAAGGUGGUGGAUUGGUUGUUAUUCUUUUGAAAUCAAUGCAAUCUUUAAAACAAUUAUAUACUAUGACUAUGGAUAUUCAUUCUCGUUAUAGAACUGAGGCACAUGAUGAUGUUGUUGCCAGAUUCAACGAAAGAUUCUUAUUAUCGUUGGGAUCGAAUGAAAAUUGUCUUGUUGUUGAUGAUGAAUUAAAUGUUUUACCAAUCUCGGGUGGUAAACAUGUUAAACCAUUACCUCCAAAAGAUGAUGACGAAUUACCCCCAAAGCAAAAAGAAUUGGUCGAUUUGAAAGAAAGUUUGGCUGAUGUACAACCAGCUGGUUCAUUGGUUGGAUUAUCAAAAACAGUUAAUCAAGCUCAAGCAAUUUUAACCUUCAUUGAUGUAAUUUCAGAAAAAACUUUAAGAAGCACAGUUACUUUAACUGCUGGUAGAGGCCGUGGUAAAUCCGCGGCAUUGGGUAUUGCAAUGGCUGCUGCUAUAAGUCAUGGUUAUUCCAAUAUUUUUGUUACUUCUCCUUCUCCAGAAAAUUUAAAGACUUUGUUUGAAUUUGUUUUCAAAGGUUUUGAUGCAUUAGGUUAUACUGAGCACAUGGAUUAUGAUAUUAUUCAAUCAACUAAUCCUUCCUUCAAUAAGGCCAUUGUUAGAGUUGAUGUUAAAAGAGAUCAUCGUCAAACUAUUCAAUAUAUUGCUCCAAAUGAUUAUCAUGUUUUAGGUCAAGCUGAAUUGGUUAUUAUUGAUGAAGCUGCUGCAAUUCCAUUACCAGUCGUUAAAAAUUUAAUGGGUCCUUAUUUAAUUUUCAUGGCUUCAACUAUUAAUGGUUAUGAAGGUACUGGUAGAUCAUUAUCAUUAAAAUUGAUUCAACAAUUACGUGAUCAAUCCAAUUCCAAUAAAAAUGAUACUCAAACCACAGUCAUAUCAAGAGAUUCUAAAUCAAAUAUUGAACCAGAAAAUUAUAGUAGAACUUUAAGAGAAGUUGUAUUGGAUGAACCAAUUAGAUAUGCACCUGGUGAUCCAAUCGAAAAAUGGUUAAAUAAAUUAUUAUGUUUAGAUGUUUCAUUAUCGAAGAAUUCUAAAUUUGCUGCCAAAGGUUGUCCUCACCCAUCUCAGUGUAAUUUAUUUUAUGUUAAUAGAGAUACUUUAUUUUCCUACCAUCCAGUUUCUGAAGCAUUUUUACAAAAAAUGAUGGCCUUAUACGUUGCAUCUCAUUAUAAGAAUUCUCCAAACGAUUUACAAUUAAUGAGUGAUGCACCAGCUCAUCAAUUAUUUGUAUUAUUACCACCAAUUGAAGAAGGUGAUAAUAGAAUCCCUGAUCCAUUGUGUGUUGUUCAAUUAGCAUUAGAAGGGGAAAUUUCAAAAGAAAGUGUACGUAAAUCAUUAUCAAGAGGUCAAAGAGCUGGUGGUGAUUUAAUUCCAUGGUUAAUUUCUCAACAAUUUCAAGAUGAAGAAUUUGCUUCAUUAUCAGGAGCAAGAAUUGUCAGAAUUGCCACUAAUCCUGAAUAUAGUGGUAUGGGUUAUGGUUCAAGAGCUAUAGAAUUAUUAAAAGAUUAUUACGAAGGUAAAUUUACUGAUAUUAGUGAAUCUAAUGAAAUCAAUGAUCAUACUCUUACAAGAGUAACCGAUGAAGAAAUAUCUAAAUCAUCUUUAAAGGAUGAAAUUAAAUUAAGAGAUGCUAAAACAUUACCACCAUUAUUAUUAAAAUUAUCCGAAAAGGCACCAUAUUAUUUACAUUAUUUAGGGGUAUCAUAUGGUUUAACUCCACAAUUACAUAAAUUUUGGAAACGUUCAGGAUUCGUACCAGUUUAUUUAAGGCAAACUGCUAAUGAAUUGACUGGUGAACAUACCUCAGUAAUGUUACAUGUAUUAGAAAAUAGAGAAUCCAAUUGGUUAAAUGAAUUUUCUAAAGAUUUCCAUAAAAGAUUUUUACAAUUAUUAUCUUAUGAAUUUAAGAAGUUUUCAUCUAUACAAGCACUUAAUAUAAUUGAAUCAAUUGAAGCUGGAGAAGAAGAUAAGACUGUUAACAAAUUAACUAGAAGUAGAUUAGAUGAAAUUUUAUCACCAUUUGAUUUGAAAAGAUUAGAUUCAUAUGCUAAUAAUUUAUUAGAUUAUCAUGUUAUAGUUGAUAUGUUACCAUUAAUUUCCCAAUUAUAUUUCAAUAAGAAAACAUCAAAUGAUGUUAGUUUAUCAUCGGUUCAAGCCGCAAUUUUAUUGGCUAUUGGUUUACAACAUAAAGAUAUGGAUCAAAUAUCUAAAGAAUUAAAUUUACCAUCUAAUCAAUCGAUGGCGAUGUUUGCCAAGAUUGUUCGUAAAUUUUCAAGUUAUUUUAGAAAUGUAUUAAAAGAAAGUUAUGAAGAAUCUAUGCCAGAAUAUAAAGAUGAACAUGUUGAAGAAAUGGAAGGUAAAGUUGAGCAUGUUGAUUAUGAAAAGAUUAAGCAAGAUUUAGAAGAAGAAUUAGAUAAUGCUGGGGAUGAAGCAGUUAAUGAAUUGAAAUUAAAACAAAAAGAGUUAAUCAACGCAAUUAAUUUAGAUAAAUAUGCAAUUGCAGAUGAUGCCGAAUUUGAAACUGCAGGUAAAUCAUUAAAUAAAGCAGUGAAAGAUAAAGGAGUGGUUAGUGUUAAAAGUAAAAACAAGAGAAAACAAACUGAAAGUGCCAAUGAUAUUUAUGAAAGUGAAAUGAAUAAAGUUGGUAAGAAAUCCAAAAAAUCCAAAAAGUAA
Messenger RNA from Hyphopichia burtonii NRRL Y-1933, 3164 nucleotides. Its product is annotated as ribosome biosynthesis protein. Gene Ontology annotation, molecular function: ATP binding; 18S rRNA cytidine N-acetyltransferase activity; tRNA binding. Gene Ontology annotation, biological process: rRNA acetylation involved in maturation of SSU-rRNA. The transcript has a single exon. The record is from RefSeq and is a predicted model, not a curated record. The coding region runs from base 30 to 3164 and encodes 1044 amino acids. Gene Ontology annotation, cellular component: nucleolus; 90S preribosome. NCBI's taxonomy places the organism in Eukaryota, Fungi, Ascomycota, Pichiomycetes, Serinales, Debaryomycetaceae.